CAAGGUCAUUUUGCAUGGUUCCUCGGCCCUCACCAUCAACACGUGAAAAAAGCGUUGGCAAAAAAGCGAAAGAAUAGAUUAAUGAGGGGGUUGCAUCAACCUGCGGCGCUAUUGCAGAGAAUGAAGCAUUGCAGGCUGGAAUGGCGACUUCAUUCUCCGUGGCUAUUCUGUGUUAGCGGUCGACUUCCCCUCGCAAUGAGACGACCAGAGAGAGCGCAUGCUCCACCAUCUAGGGAUAUUUAAACGCGAUCGAUUCCCACGAAAUCGACAUCCCACAAGAACAUCACGGAAAUCAGCAGCCCCAACAAGCCAGUCUUCUCAUCCAGCUAAUUUCUGUUCCACUAUGCUCUGCAAAUCUCUCCUUGUUGCUGCGUUGGGUGCCCUCGCCCAGGCAGGCCCCAUUGCCCGACGCGAUGCGGCGACGGUCUUGACGGACCUGAAGACGAUCUACACCGAUGUGUCGACCCUCAAAACCGACGUGACCGCCUGGACCGGCGACCUGUUGGCUGCCCUGGGUAUUCUGACUGACUACAACAACGUCAAGAGUGCCCUGGACACCGCCAUCACCGACACGGUGGCUGCCUCGACUUUCAGCACCGCGGACAGCUCGAGCAUCACGUCCGAGGUGUCCACUCUGGCCGUGCUCAUCGUCGCGACCCUGGACGAGAUUAUUGCCAAGGAAUCCACCGCCGCCUCUGCUGGCGUCUCCUCCACCCUGCUCACGUCGGUUCAGACCCUCAAGACCGAGACCGACCAGCUUGGUGCGGACUUGGAGGCCAAGGUCACCUCGACCGACAAGACGACUAUUGCCUCGGCCAUUGCGACGGUCGAUGCUGCCUUCGCCAGUGCGAUUGCUGCUUAUGAGUGAAUCUGAGUCACGGGAUGAGAUCGAGCGGGUUGCUGGAUCUGGGUAAGCCGAUGCGACCGCAUCUCAGGUUGGAAAGUGG
Messenger RNA from Aspergillus uvarum CBS 121591, 947 nucleotides. RefSeq names its product cell wall mannoprotein 1 family protein. The annotation marks the transcript as partial. NCBI's taxonomy places the organism in Eukaryota, Fungi, Ascomycota, Eurotiomycetes, Eurotiales, Aspergillaceae. The record is from RefSeq and is a predicted model, not a curated record. The transcript has 2 exons. Gene Ontology annotation, cellular component: extracellular region.